Plasmodium knowlesi strain H is the source of this 366-nucleotide messenger RNA. Its product is annotated as transcription initiation factor TFIID subunit 10, putative. Bases 1 to 366 code for a protein of 121 amino acids. The record is from RefSeq and is a predicted model, not a curated record. Lineage: Eukaryota; Apicomplexa; Aconoidasida; Haemosporida; Plasmodiidae. Gene Ontology annotation, cellular component: nucleus. Gene Ontology annotation, biological process: DNA-templated transcription initiation. The transcript has 4 exons.
AUGGAUGACAACUUCGUAAACGACAAGGAUGAACAGUUGUUGAAACUACUGCUGAAAAAUAGACCAACGUUCAGCGAUGAAUUGAUUGACUACUACCUUUCGUACAGUGGAUGUAAAGUAACGGAAAAGUCUUGCCUCAGAUUCAUUUCACUGAUUUUGCAUAAAUCGAUAGACAAACUAAUAGAUGAGUCAACGGUCGUUCUUCCCAGCGAAACACCCCAUGGUAAUGACAACCAGAAGGAUAAGGAGAGCAGGGGAGAACUUAAGAAGGAGCUGAACUGUGAAAAACUGAUCGAAACCUUAAAAGAGUUUGAUCAAAACUACCAAAGUGAAGAAAUAGUAAAGAAUUUCAAUCUGCUUAAAUAA